UGGCGAAGGCAUCUGCUCAGCUCGCCACUUUGCCACUGGACGCCCUGCUGACAUCCAACACCAUCAUGUGGCCUCGCCUCGCCGCACUGCUGCUCUGCCUCUUGGGUGCCGUGGCGGCUAAUGUCGACAGCAGCUCCUUCCUAAUCUUCAACCAGGACCACGACAAGUGCGUGAAGGUCGUCCAUGCCUCGUCCAUCACGCUGUCCAGGUGCGAGCCCCGCGCCAAGGACCAGCAGUUCCGCUGGGCCUCGGCGGACCGCCUGCUGAGCCUGUCGCUCAACCUGUGCCUGGGCGCUGUGGAGCUCAAGGACUGGGUCAAGGUCUUGCUGUUCGAAUGCGACGAGGCCAGCGAGCUGCAGCACUGGCAGUGCAAAAACGAAACCCUGUUUGGACUGCGGGACCGAGACCUGCACCUCAACUGGGGGAACCGCAACGAGAAGAAUUUAAUGAUCUACAAGGGCUCGGGUCUUUGGAGCCGAUGGAAGAUCUACGGGACGCACUUGGACUUGUGCGCUAAGGGCUAUCAAGAAAUGUUCACCAUCGGGGGCAACUCCUUCAGCGCCCCGUGUGUGUUCCCCUUCAAAUUUGGUGGACAGUGGUACUCGGAGUGCACCAAGGCGGGCCGCACCGAUGGGGAGCUAUGGUGCGCCACCAAGGCCGACUACAACAUCGAGAAGAAGUUCGGCUUCUGUCCCACCAGAACAUCGUCCGGCUGGGACACGGACCCGGUGACGGGGGUCCAAUACCAGCGCAUCGCUCAGGCCGUGCUGAAUUGGCACCAGGCCCGCAAGAGCUGUCUACAGCAGGGAGCGGAUCUCCUCAGCAUCGUGGAGCUCCACGAGCAGUCCUACAUUUCAGGACUGACCAACAAGUGGGGAAACGCCCUGUGGAUCGGACUCAACAGUUUGGACUACAAGGCGGGAUGGCAGUGGAGCAACGGGAACCCCUUCCGAUAUUUAAACUGGGCACCAGGUCAUCCGUCAUCCGAUCCCGGGAUGAACUGCGCCACGCUAAAUGCCGGCAAGGCCUUCAAAUGGGAGACCAGCACCUGCACCAAGAAGCUGGGAUACAUUUGCCGCAAAGGCAACUCCACCAGUCUUCCUCCACCGCCCAUCCACCAGCCCAGCUUCUGCCCCAACCACUGGGUCCCUUAUGGUGGCAAUUGUUACUUCAUUGAGAGGAGCAAGAAAAUGUGGAAGGAUGCUUUGACUGCCUGCCGCAGGGAUGACGCCGAUCUGGCCAGCAUUCACAACAUCGAAGAGCAGAGCUUCAUCAUCGCCCAGUCGGGAUAUCUGGUAACGGAUAUUCUGUGGAUCGGUCUGAACGACCAGAGGAGGCAGAUGUUGUUCGAGUGGUCCGACCGAUCGCAGGUCACCUUCACCCAGUGGUUAAUGGACGAGCCCACCCAUGGCACCAACCACCAGGAGGACUGCGUACUCAUUCGGGGAGACAGCGGCAGGUGGGCCGACCAAAUGUGCGAGAAGGCGUACGGAUACAUCUGUAAGAAGAAAGCCUCUUCCACAGCGGCUGAAGGAACCCACCAGGAAAGCAACCCGGGUUGCGCGCUUGGUUCGCUCAGGUACCACUCGUAUUGUUACACCAUCGGAGCUGAGAAGAAAACAUUUGAGGAGGCCACGCGGGCGUGCGCACAGGAUGCCGGGAACCUCGUCGAUGUGGCCGACAGGUACGAGAAUGCUUUCCUGACCAGCUUGGUUGGCCUGAGGCCUGAGAAGUACUUCUGGAUAGGGCUCUCCAAAAAAGAAGAAACGCACACGUUCACUUGGACCAGCCAGAGGAAAAUCUCCUUCACGUAUUUCAAUGUGGACAUUCCGGACCGCGAAGCGGGCUGUGUGGCCUUGGCGACGGGGACGUCAGCCGGCCUGUGGGACGUGGUCAGCUGCGGCAGCAAGGAGAAGUACAUCUGCAAGAAAGUUGCUGAGGGCGUCCAGGUGACCACCGCGCCGCCUGUUACGCCCGCCUUCAACUGCGCCUCUGGGUGGGUGCCUGUGGCAAACAGGAACGUCUGCUUCAAGCUGUACAAAAAGAGCAAGGAUGAGAAGAAGACUUGGCACGAAGCAAAGGACUUCUGCAGGACCAUUGAUGGAGACUUGAUGAGCAUCCACGGAGCUCAGGACCUCAGCAAUGCGCAGUUUCACUCAUCGGACGCAGCCUGGAUCGGACUCAGCCUACUCGGCACCAACGAAGGUUUCGUCUGGAGCGACGGAUCGCCCUACGGCUUUGAGAAUUGGGGCUAUGGGGAACCCAACAAUUACAACGACGCCGAGCACUGUACGGAAGUUCAAAUCAGCUACAGACGACACUGGAAUGACCGACACUGCGAGGUCUACAAUGACUGGAUCUGCCAGAUACGCAAAGGAGUGACUCCCAAACCCGAACCCGUCGUCGUCAUGCCAGUGUUCAACAUCACCGAGGACGGCUGGCUGGUCUACAACGACUCGCAGUACUUCAUCAACAUGGACGAGCAGCCCAUGGAGGCCGCGCGGGCCUUCUGCAAAAAGAACUUCGCCGAACUGGCCGUCAUCACGGGGGACAGCGAGAGAAGGUUCCUGUGGAAACAGAUCCUCAGGGGCUCCGAGAAUCAGUACUACAUCGGGCUCAUUGUCAAUCUGGACCACUCCUUUAGCUGGUUGGAUGAAACGCCAGUGACGUACACAGCGUGGGAACAAAACGAGCCCAACUUUGCCAACAAUGACGAAAACUGUGUGACCAUAUACAAGAGCAUGGGCUUCUGGAACGACAUCAACUGCGGCCUCGAGCUGCCGUCCAUCUGCAAAAGAAGCAGCAUGUUCGUCAACGCUACCGCCAUGCCCACGGCCGAGCCCAAGGGAGGCUGCGCGCCCGAGUGGCUGCCAUUCCAAGGCAAGUGCUAUAAGUUUGUGGGCGCCGACAGAAAGUCAUGGCAGGACGCCAGGGAGGACUGCAAAAACCAGGGAGGGAAUCUGGUGUCUGUCAUCAGCGAGAAGGAGCAAGCCUUCCUGACCACACAGAUGUCGAGGUACAGGGAGGACCUGUGGCUCGGCAUGAACGAUGUCAACUGGGAGAUGCACUUUGUGUGGACGGACGGCCGAGGCGUGUUGUACACCAACUGGGCCAAAGGGCAUCCUACGUCCACGCCGGACGGACGCUACUCCAUAGUGGACAAGCAAGUUUUUGACUGUGUGAUGAUGGUGGGCAGCGUCUCGAAACAAAUGGGACUCUGGAAGGUGGACGAUUGUGGCGAAAAGCGUGGCUUCAUCUGUAAAAGGAAUCUUGAUUCCCAGAUCGCGCCGGCGGCCACCACGAUGUCUUCGAAGGCCUUCAACAAGCUGGGCAACGACUCGUACAAGCUGGUGACGCAGAAGCUGCGCUGGGAUGAGGCGCGCAAGCAGUGCCAGGCGAACGACGCCGAGCUGGCCAGCGUGCUCGACCCCGUGGCGCAAGCCUACAUCUCGCUGCAGAUUUUCAAGUUCAACGAGCCUGUGUGGAUCGGCCUCAACAGCAAUGUGACUGGAGGUCGCUUCAAGUGGGUGGACAACUGGUUGCUGUCGUACACCAGAUGGGGCAAAGAUGAGCCAAAGAGCAACUACGGCUGCGUGUACAUGGACGUGGACAAAACCUGGAAGACGGCACCGUGCAGCAACACCUACUACUCGCUUUGCAAGACCUCACCAGAUUCGGCGCCCAUCGAGCCUCCUCAGCUGGCCGGAAAUUGUCCAGAAUCAAAGAAGCAGAUAACCUGGGUCCCCUUCCGGGGUCAUUGUUACACCUUCUUAAGCUCGCUCAAGGACAAUUGGGCCCACGCUUCCGUGGAAUGUCUGAGAAUGGGGGCAUCUCUGGCAAGCAUCGAGGACCCCCAGGAGAGUCUUUUCAUCCAACAAAACUUGGAUGUCCUGCAGGACAGUGCCAAGAGCUUUUGGAUCGGCUUGUACAAAACCCACGACAGUCAGUGGGCGUGGAUUGACAACAGUGCGGUGGACUACACCAACUGGAAGCCGGGCAUGCUGGCGUCCGAGUGGACGUGCGUGGAGGUCUUCUCCGACAGCGGCAAAUGGAAGACCACCAGCUGCAGCAGAUACCGCUCGUACAUCUGCAAAACACCCAAAGUCAUCACGCCGACAGAAAAGCCCCCAGCUGUUGCUCAUGUCAUAGAAAAGGUGUCCAACGGCUCCGCUGGCAUCAGUGUGGUCGUGGUGCUGGUGGUUCUGGCCCUGGCGGGACUAGUGGGUUUCCUGCUCUUCCGGAAAAAGAUGCCCAUCUCCUCACCUUCGGGGGAGUCCAAUUUCAUCAACAAGUUGUACUUUAAUAAUCCCAUCCGAGCUCUGGUGGACACCAAGAGCCUGGUUGGCAACAUUGAGCAGAACGAACAAUCGUAGGCGGACGCCACUGGGCGCUGAUCUUUACUAAUGACAAACUUGAUUGUUCUAUUUUAAUAAUUCUUGCGAGUACUGAGAAUACACUAAAUAACACUCCAAAAGAGGUGAUUAAAAAAUGUAAAUAGGACUUUUCACUUUGAAGAAUCAAAAGAGUUUUUUUUAUUUUAAAUUGUUCUUUCGAAGUGACGCAAAUCAAAAGAUGUUUACGGAAAAUUAAUUCGCCAGACUUUUCUUUGUCUUUUGCAUUCCUUCACUGGCCGACGUUGUAAAUAGAUUCAAUAAAAUAAAUCAUAGAUUGAAAAUUCAAA
This is a messenger RNA of Syngnathus acus (greater pipefish), 4681 nucleotides long. It is a transcript of the gene mrc1a, whose product is annotated as mannose receptor, C type 1a. The coding region runs from base 66 to 4373 and encodes 1435 amino acids. NCBI's taxonomy places the organism in Eukaryota, Metazoa, Chordata, Actinopteri, Syngnathiformes, Syngnathidae. The record is from RefSeq and is a predicted model, not a curated record. Gene Ontology annotation, molecular function: signaling receptor activity. The transcript is spliced from 29 exons.